ACCAAACUAAUGUAUAUGCACAGAUAUAACACCAUAAAGCAGAACAAUAUUGAUUUAAAUGAGAGAUUUGUGAGGGGUGUACUCAAAUAUGUGAGCACUGUACUUCAUAACUCCGUUACCCCCGCACAGAAGUCUCCAGGGGGCGAGCACUUUUCCCCUGCACCGCCGUGUCUCCUCCCACCUCAUCAAUAUUCAUGAGCAAAGUUGCCUGCGUGCCGUUACGCUGUGACGACAUGGAAGAACUGCGGGUCCCGAUUGCUGCAGCCGCUUGUCAUUGUGACGAAGAUUGGCACUAAGUUCGUCGACAUCAGAGUUUCUAUUGUUGUAUCAGUUAUAGCGGUGCUGAAGAUCAGCUUUAUAGAAUGCCCCAGCGUUGUCCACGGCAACAGUAACUAUGAUGACAUCCCCAUCGGUGUCCAUGGAGGAUUACCAAGAGGCUGAACAGAUGCAAGUGGGAGAACCGACAGCGGGACAAGUGGAGGAGAGGCUGGAGGAAGAGGAAGAAGAGGAGGAGGAGGAGGAGAGAGACGAAGAAGAAGAAGACAGCGGCUCGGCUCCGUCUGAGCCACAAACUCCUAUGGAGGUCUACAAGUCAGCCAUUUACAGACACCCGCUGUUCCCCCUGUUGGCGCUGCUCUUUGAGAAAUGCGAGCAGUCCACUCAGAGCUCGGAGUGCGUGACCUCGGCCAGUUUCGAUGUGGAUAUCGAGAACUUUGUGCGAAACCAGGAGAAGGAAGGCAAGGCUUUCUUCAGCGAGGACCCUGAUUUGGACAAUCUGAUGGUGAAGGCCAUCCAAGUGUUACGAAUUCACCUGCUGGAGCUUGAGAAGGUAAAUGACCUGUGCAAAGAUUUCUGCAGCCGCUACAUCGCCUGCCUCAAGACCAAGAUGAACAGCGAGACUCUGCUUAGCGGAGAUCCUGGAAGCCCCUAUUCUCCAUCACCGACACAGCCGCAAAACCCAUUCACUGGAGCCAUGAGUCCACAAGGUAUCGUAGUGCCAGCAUCUGCUUUACAACAGGGCAAUGUUACUGUCACAGCGGUCAACCCCACACAGAUGGUAACAGGUGGUACAGUAUAUCAACCCGUUACAGUAGUCACUCCACAGGGGCAGGUGGUCACACAAACUCUGUCACCUGGAACAGUACGAAUCCAGAACUCACAGCUUCAGCUGCAGCUCAACCAGGAUCUGAGUUUUUUCAGUCAGGAGGACGGUUCGUCUAAAGCCAAGAGAGGCAUCCUUCCAAAACACGCCACCAACGUCAUGCGUUCAUGGCUUUUCCAGCACAUUGGUCACCCUUAUCCAACAGAAGAUGAGAAGAAGCAGAUCGCCCUGCAGACUAACCUCACGCUAUUGCAGGUCAACAACUGGUUUAUUAACGCCCGGCGACGGAUCCUUCAGCCCAUGUUGGACGCCAGCUCUUCAGACACACCCAAGAGCAAGAAGAAGACGCCCCAAACGCGGCCUUUACAGCGCUUCUGGCCAAACUCACUCGCCUCUUCUGUGUCCCAGCAGCAGGUCACCAUGGAGGACGGCACCACAGUAACCGUGGGUGUGGGGGAAGACGGCCUGCAGACGCUUUCAUCAGAUGGCGCCACGCUGGCCAUGCAGCAGGUCAUGAUGGGAGGCCACAGUGAGGAUGAUGACGAUGAAGAUGAUGAAGAGGACGAGGACACCGAUCCGUCUCACUCCGACAUGAGCAGACUGGGCCUGGAGACCAGCGACUCGCUGUAGUAGGACUGAACCACACACACUCGCACACUCACGUUAGCAUUGAGAGAGACAACAGAGCACUAAGAAGGAGAUGUCCCACACAAACACACACACACACACACACCUCAGCUGCACACGUCCUCCAGCUGUCAAACAGCCCGCUUGGAGAACAGAGAAAAGGGCUUAAAGCCACACACACACCACAAAACGACCCCCCCUCCCCACACACACACACACACACACAGGUCAAAAAAACAAGACACAAGCACAAGUCUCUCUCACGCAAAGCAUUUCUGACACAGAUUAGCCGAGUGCACUUUUUGUAUGAUACUGUAAACUUAAAGAAAGUGUUCAAAGCACAUUUCGAAAGAGCUAAAAAAGGAAGGAAAUUGAUUUAAAAAAACCAGUUGUUAAUGCUGGAUGAUUGGGUUGUGCUUAUCCUGACGGUCUGGGAUAUUUCCACAACGAGAUUUCGUCUCUUGCAUGCCUGUGUUUGCUUUAAUCAGGCACCAGGAAAAAGAAGGAACUAUUUUUAUAGUACACUGUCACAGAUGAUCGGUGCCAAUAUGUUUGUUUUCUCCGUUUGUUUGUUUUUUGCUCUGGUUUGCUAUGUUUUGUAAGGAGUAUUUAUGUAUGAAAAAGACUUUUAACCUGCUCACCCUGCUUUUUUUUGGAUGGGUGGAUUUGGAUUGUGGUAACUACUUAGUAUAAAGUACACAAUGAUUUGUAUGCUGAAGGCAGAGUUGCUGACGAUGCCUUAUGUUUUUACAUUUCGAAUGCCACAAUGUGAGACAGUCUCAUAUCUGUGGAAACUUAUUUCCACCACCGAAUGAACAAAAAUGUAAUUAAUUAUUGUUCUCAGAAUUGUGAGGUUAUAUAUAUAUAUAUAUAUAUAUCACAAUUUGGACUUUUCUGUUUCUAUUUAAGAAUUACAAACUUGUCUCAUAAUUUUGAGUUUCUCUUUGAAUUCUUAGCUUGACUUGGCCUAUUCUGAGUUGAUCUUUUGCAUAAUUCAACGUUUAUUGCGAUUCUAAGCAUUGUAGCCAUUCUGAGUUUAUCUUGCACAGUUUUGAGCUUAUUACAAUUCUCAGUUUAUCUUUGCGCUAUCCUGAGUUUAUUUUAAUUCUGAGUUUAUUUUAAUUCUGAGUUUAUCUUGCGCAAUCCUGAGUUUAUUUUAAUUCUGAGUUUAUCUUGCGCAAUCUUGAGUUUAUUUUAAUUCUGAGUUUAUCUUGCGCAAUCCUGAGUUUAUUUUAAUUUUGAGUUUAUCUUGCGCAAUCCUGAGUCUAUUUUAAUUCUGAGCUUAUCUUUCGUAAUCUUGUGCAAAUUUAGAUUUUACCUCAUUCACAAUUCUAAGUUUAUAUCUUGCGCAAUUCUGAUUUUAUUGUAAUUCUUAGUUUAUCUUGCACAUUUUUGAGCUUAUUGCAAUUCUGAGUUGAUUGUAAUUCUGAGUUUCUUGCGUAAAUUUUGAGUUCAUCUCAUUCGCAAGUCUAAGUUUAUCGCUUACCAAUCCUGAGUUUAUUGUAGUUCUUAGUUUAUCUUGCUCAAUUCUGAGCUUAUUGCAAUUCUGAGUUGAUCUAACGCAAUCUGAGUUUGUCAUAAUUCUGAGCCCAUCUUGCGCAAUUCCGAGUUUAUUGCAAUUCUGAGCUUAUCUUACGCAGUUCUGAGUUUAUUGUAAAUCUAAUUUUAUCUCUUACCCAAUCAUGAGUUUAUUUUAAUUCUGAGCUUAUCUUAAGCAAUUCUGAGUUUGUCGUAAUUCUACGCUUAUCUUGCGCAAAUUUUGAGUUUAUCUCAUUCACAAGUCUAAGUUCAUCUCUUACCUAAUCCUGAGUUUAUUUUAACUCUGAGCUUAUAUUACGCAGUUUUGAGUUAAUUGUAAUUCUGAGUUUAUCUUGCACAAUCUUGAGUUUAUUGUAACUCUUAGGUCAUCUUGCACAAUCCUGAGUUUAUUGUAAUUCUGAGUUUAUCUUGCGCAAUCCUGAGUUUAUUGUAAUUCUGAAGUUAUCUUGUGCAAUCCUGAGUUUAUUCUAAUUCUGAGUUUAUCUAGCUCAAUUCUGAGUUUAUUGUAAUUCUAAGGUUAGCUUGUGCAAUUUCGAGUUUAUCUUGCGCAAUUCUGAGUCCACUAAAAUUCUGAGCUUAUCUUGUGCUGUUCUAAGUUUAUAUCUUGUGCAGUCCUGAGUUUAUUGUAAUUCUGAGCUGAGUUUAUCUAAUGCGCAGUUCUAAAUUUAUCUUUUACACAAUCCUAAAUUCUGAACUGGCACAGUCCUGAGUUUAUUGUAAUUCUGAGCUAAUCUUGCACAAAUUUUAAGUUCAUCUCAUGCGUAAUCUAGAGUUGAUUUUAAUUCUGAUCUUUUCUUGCAAAAUCCUAAGUUUUUUGCAAUUGCGAGCUUAUCUUGCGCAACUCUGAGUUUAUUUCAAGCAAACCUGAGUUCUUUACAACUCUUUGUCUCUAAAUUCAAAAGGUUUUUUGUAAUUAUUUGUCUUUCUUCAUUCGACACAGUUCUGACCGAAUCUCGUAAUUCUGUUUAUUUAUUGCAAUUUUGAAUCCCACGAUUAUACGUUUAUUUAAUGCAAUUAUGAUGUAACCCAGUUCUUACGAUUCCAGGUUUGUAUCUCACAGCUCUUAAUUUACUGUAAUUUUUUUCUCUCAAUUUUAAUCUGUUCGCUUCUCACAAUUUAGUUUUUCCUCUUGCAAUUCUGAGUUCCUUUUUGUCCUGUUUAUUUAUUCAAAUUGAGUUUAUAUAUUGCUGUUUUAACUGUAUAGCCAUUUUGAAUUUCUCUCGCAAUUUAUUUAUUGUCUUUUUGAGCUGAUCUCUCGCAAGUUUAUUUAUAUCUUGCAAUUCUGAGUUUUUUCCCAAUUACACCACAAUUUAAUAAAUACCACAAUUUUCUUUUUUUCUUCUCAGAAUUGUUCGCUUGUAUCUCACAAUUCCUGUAUUUCUCAGAACUGAAAAAUAAUAAUUGUGAUGGGAAUGUGGUGGAAAUAAGCUUCCAUACAUAUCUGAUGUUACUUCCUGUGCAAUCGACAUGAAUACCGUGGCCAAAAAAACGAUGCAUUUGCAAGGUUGUGAUAAUGUUUAUGAUAUAAAUGCCUGUACUUGUUAUAUGAGAAGGAACUGUUAUCGCUUUUUAAUGAUCAUAUUGCUGAAAACUCCCAACAGAAGCGGAAGAGAGAAGGACGUCGAUCAGACUUUGUAUUUAUGUAUAUUUUUUUGACUCACGAGGGACUCGUCUUUGAUGUUAAACCUCUUUAGCGCGAACAUUAAUGAUGGAUUUCUUUUUAAUCUGCGUUAUCAUGGACAAUUCUCACGUUUUUCACCAUGAAAUCGUGGAUAAAACAAAACAUUUUCAACAUUUAAGAAUUGACUGCAUGUGCUUUCAUUUAUUAUUGUAUUUUUAGAUACCGUAUGCUCACAAUCUAUCAGAAUAAACCCCAUGAGAUACCAAAAUAAGCUGAUAUAUUUGGAUUAUGCGUCUAUUUUGUCCCGUUUUGCGAUUCUACAGCUGUCACUUACUUAAGCUCAUGUAUCCCUGUUAUUUAGCGUGUUCAGAAUGUGCUUUAGGCAGUCUGUACUGAGCGGCUUUUCAUUUCCAGCUGUAGUCUUGUGAAUGUGAUGCCAUCAGUCAGAUGACUAGCUAACCCAAAAGGAGACAGUCGGCUCCGUUAGCUUAGCAUGGGGAGGUUUUCAACGCUGCACUUUUUCUCUCUGCGCUUCUAUAAUCGCUUCUCUCACACACACUCACAAACUCACACACACACAGAUUUGCCUUUCAGACUUUUUGUUUUAUAAUAAAGAACACUGUACCUGAAGGCCACAU
Molecule: messenger RNA, 5527 nt
Organism: Danio rerio (zebrafish)
Lineage: Eukaryota; Metazoa; Chordata; Actinopteri; Cypriniformes; Danionidae
Source: RefSeq, a predicted model, not a curated record